AUUUUCAACUAUCCUUCGUUGCUGAUACCACUUGGAACAGUUGACGUUUCCUUGCUGCUUUGAAAUUAAAAGAGACUUAUAUAUAUUGGAACAGAAUGGGUUGUGGAAGCAGUAGCGAACUCCAAGAGAAUAGCAAGCGUAAUGCACAAAUCGAGAAUACUAUCAAAAAAGACAUGGAGAAUUUGCGCAACGAAGUCAAGCUUCUCUUGCUCGGUGCUGGUGAGUCUGGCAAGAGCACCAUUCUCAAGCAAAUGAAUCUGAUUCAUGGCAGUGGCUACUCACGAUAUGAGCGAGAGAGCUACAAGGAAAUUAUCUUUUCAAACACCAUCCAGUCAAUGCGUGCCGUUUUGGAAGCUCAGCGUAUGCUGCAGAUUCCCUUUUCUAAUCCUCGCUCAAACUCUUUCAAGGCCAUUCUUGAUCGUCUGCCACACCAAGUUGAGGUGGAUGCCAUGUCUCCAGAAAUCGCCCAAGCAAUCAAAUGUCUGUACAUGGAUCAUGGUGUUCGAUCCUGUAUUGAGCGUUCUCGCGAGUUUCAACUCAACGACUCUGCACAAUAUUAUUUCGAGUGUAUUGAUCGUAUUUCACAACGUGAUUUUAUGCCUUCUGACCAAGAUGUGCUUCGAUCUCGUGUCAAGACCACAGGUAUUACUGAGACUACGUUCCAUGUCGGAGAACUUACAUACCGCAUGUUUGAUGUCGGUGGUCAACGAUCUGAACGAAAGAAGUGGAUCCAUUGCUUUGAAAAUGUGACUGCUAUUGUGUUUCUGGUUGCCAUUUCUGAAUAUGAUCAGGUCCUGGUAGAAGACGAGACCGUCAAUCGUAUGCAGGAAGCCUUUGUUUUGUUCGAGUCUAUUUGUAAUAGCAAGUGGUUUGUGCAAACAUCGAUUAUUUUGUUUUUGAACAAGAUUGAUCUGUUCAAGGAAAAGCUGGGCAAAUCUCCAUUGAAUAGAUACUUUCCUGAUUACAUUGGCGGAUACAGUUAUGAAAAUGCAUGUCAAUAUCUUUUACACAGACUGCUGUCUUUCCACCGUACACCAAACAAGCAGAUCUAUCCUCAUUUCACAUGUGCGACAGACACGUCUCAGGUCAAAUUUGUCAUGUCUGCUGUCAAUGAUAUUCUUCUUCAGAGUAAUCUUCGUGAUGCUGGACUAGUGUUGUAAACAUCUGCUAUUCUGAGUACUGUGCUAAAUAGUUUAGCUUAAAUUAGAAGCAGGAUCUGCUCAUCUCCUUUUAACAGCUAUUGCUUUCAAUCUUUGACGCCUACUGGCGUUUCUAUUUUAACUAUGAAUUCCUUGAAUUUUUGCUCUUUUUGUUACCAGUCAUAUUUUAGAGCCUCAAAACCUCCCAUAAUUAUGACUCUCCUCGUAUGAAUCAAUACUUUAGGAUUCUAUUUUCAGUUAUUUUUAUUCUCAAUCCUAACCUGCAUUUUUAUUUGCCCAAGAAACUCUAUUUGAUCCCAUUUUUUGACAAUCUGGUUUUUCUACCUGUGCUAGUACUAGGAUCCCACUAUAAUUCUGUGGAAUCUAAUGUAUUGAUUCAAUUUUGCAGAUUGUAAAUCCCAGAGUUGACCAAUUUAAAAUAGGGAAUAAAUUUGUUUAUGAAGC
Batrachochytrium dendrobatidis JAM81 is the source of this 1604-nucleotide messenger RNA. RefSeq lists its product as uncharacterized. The transcript has 5 exons. NCBI's taxonomy places the organism in Eukaryota, Fungi, Chytridiomycota, Chytridiomycetes, Rhizophydiales. Gene Ontology annotation, cellular component: heterotrimeric G-protein complex. The record is from RefSeq and is a predicted model, not a curated record. Gene Ontology annotation, molecular function: G protein-coupled receptor binding; GTP binding; G-protein beta/gamma-subunit complex binding. Bases 96 to 1160 code for a protein of 354 amino acids. Gene Ontology annotation, biological process: adenylate cyclase-modulating G protein-coupled receptor signaling pathway.